Molecule: messenger RNA, 2329 nt
Organism: Apodemus sylvaticus (European woodmouse)
Lineage: Eukaryota; Metazoa; Chordata; Mammalia; Rodentia; Muridae
Gene: Ivd
Product: isovaleryl-CoA dehydrogenase
Exons: 12
Coding region: 38-1312 (424 amino acids)
Biological process (GO): L-leucine catabolic process
Cellular component (GO): mitochondrion
Molecular function (GO): flavin adenine dinucleotide binding; 3-methylbutanoyl-CoA dehydrogenase activity
Source: RefSeq, a predicted model, not a curated record
AGCGUAAGCUAUACCAAGCCCCUGGUACUCAGCAGAGAUGGCGACUGCAAUCCGGCUGCUGGGACGGCGAGUUUACAGUUGGAGACUGCGGCCAUCACCGUCGCCCCUCGCUGUCCCGCAGCGGGCCCACUCGAUGUUGCCUGUGGACGAUGAUAUCAACGGGCUAAACGAGGAGCAGAAGCAGCUUCGUCACACUGUAUCUAAGUUCCUUCAAGAGAAUCUGGCCCCCAAAGCCCAAGAGAUUGAUCAAAGCAACGAUUUCAAGAACCUAAGAGAGUUCUGGAAACAGCUGGGGAGCCUGGGAGUACUGGGCAUCACUGCCCCCGCUCAGUAUGGUGGCUCUGGCCUGGGCUACCUAGAACAUGUGUUGGUGAUGGAAGAGAUAUCCCGGGUUUCGGGAGCAGUGGGCCUCAGCUACGGAGCUCACUCCAACCUCUGCGUCAACCAGAUUGUUCGCAAUGGGACCGAGGCACAGAAAGAGAAAUACCUUCCCAAGCUCAUCAGUGGUGAGUUCAUCGGAGCCCUGGCCAUGAGUGAGCCCAACGCUGGCUCUGACGUUGUCUCCAUGAGGCUAAAAGCAGAAAAGAAAGGAGAUCACUACGUUCUGAACGGCAACAAGUUCUGGAUCACCAAUGGCCCUGAUGCUGAUGUUCUAGUUGUCUAUGCCAAGACAGAUUUGACCGCUGUGCCAGCUUCUCGGGGCAUCACAGCCUUCAUUGUGGAGAAGGGCAUGCCUGGCUUCAGCACCUCCAAGAAGCUUGACAAGUUGGGCAUGAGGGGCUCCAACACCUGUGAGCUCAUCUUUGAAGACUGCAAGGUCCCCGCUGCUAACAUCCUCAGCCAGGAGAGCAAGGGGGUCUACGUUCUGAUGAGCGGGCUGGACCUCGAGCGCCUGGUGCUGGCAGGCGGGCCCCUUGGGAUCAUGCAGGCGGUCCUGGACUACACCAUUCCCUAUUUGCAUGUGAGGGAAGCCUUCGGCCAGAAGAUCGGCCGAUUCCAGCUGAUGCAGGGAAAGAUGGCCGACAUGUACACCCGCCUCAUGGCAAGUCGACAAUAUGUCUACAAUGUCGCCAAAGCCUGUGACGAGGGCCACAUCAUUGCCAAGGACUGUGCCGGUGUGAUUCUGUAUGCAGCCGAGUGCGCCACACAGGUAGCCCUGGACGGCAUUCAGUGUCUAGGUGGGAAUGGCUACAUCAAUGACUUCCCCAUGGGCCGCUUCCUUCGAGAUGCCAAACUGUACGAGAUUGGAGCUGGGACCAGUGAGGUGAGGCGGCUGAUCAUCGGCAGAGCUUUCAACGCAGACUUCCGCUAGCCGGCUAGCCCCGCAGCCCAUCGCCCCCUGGGCCCAGCACCGAGAGGCCUUUCUUUGGAAGCAGAGACAUGGCAGCCCUCUGACUUGUCUAAGGAAGCCCUGCAGCUCAGCUGCCCUUUUCCUGCCAGCCGUCUGCCCUGCGUGAAGUCGGAUUCUCCAGCCGUUCUGCUCAGUCAGGAAGCCUAAAAUGACUGCUUAAAGGAUUUCGGCUUUUCUGGGGCUUGGGGAGGGUGACAGUGUCUGCACCAUUGCUCUCUACUUCUGAAUGUGACAGCCUCACCCUCUGAGGUAGCACGUGGCAGUCACCCAAGGCACCCAACUCCUCCUCUUGGGCAGACCUCUGGCAGGGAGCCUUUCUGUCCACGGGUAAUGGAGGCAUUGCCUCUUUCUUUCUUUCUUUCUUUCUUUCUUUCUUUCUUUCUUUCUUUCUUUCUUUCUUUCUUUCUUUCUUUCUUUCUUUCUUUCUUUCUUUCUUUUUUGGUUUUUCAAGAUAGGGUUUCUCUGCAUAGCCCUGGCUAUCCUGGAACUCACUCUGUAGACCAGGCUGGCCUCGAACUCAGAAAUCCACUUGCCUCUGCCUCCCAAGUGCUGGGAUUAAAGGCACGCGCCACAACUGCCCGUGCCUCUUUCAGUUGUCAGAUACUUGUGAUCUCUUUUCUUGAGGAAAAGGCAAAAACCGUGUCCUUCUUAGCAGUUUCCCCAAGAGCUAUAGCUCAGAAUGCCUAUGUGGCAGGCCCAUGAAGGGAAGAGUCCGGUCUAGCCAGGACAACAGAGAAGGUUGGCUCCCUGGUGCACCUGAGUCUGUCUGCAUCACUCUGGCACAGGCUAGCACUGGACUUGCUCAUGUGACCUGCAGCUGACUGGGCAGCAGGCACAGGCCCUGUGGCCCAGCCAGGGUUGCCUGGCUCAAGUCCAGCCUUGCUGCCUCUGUAUAUUUCUCUAGACACCCUGUGGCUAAUGUCAUUACAAUUGCAUAUUGUAUGCUGCCAUUUUGUAUUAAACAUACUGCAAAGUAAA